AGUAGUUUAGUUAAUGACGGUUGUAAAGGCCCUUGAACCUCUUCAUCCGGGAAUUAUAUAGGACUUGCCGCUUACUGCCCUUUUUUCCCACCCGUGUCUUCUGCCGCGUUGACACACACUCACUCACUCAUCACUCAUGCUUAUCACUUUACUAUAACUUUCAUUCUCCAAAAUUCCCAAACCCUUUACACCAAACAAAAACAAAAAAAAAAUCACCAAACCCGUUCUCUUCAACGAACAUGGCUUCCAUCACCUCCGUCGAACUCAAUUAUCUCGUCUUUCGCUACCUUCAAGAAUCAGGUUUCACACAUUCUGCUUUUGUGUUUGGGAAUGAGGGUGGCAUUAACAAAUGCCCCAUUGACGGAAAUUUGGUACCACCGGGGGCUCUUGUUACAUUUGUUCAGAAGGGACUACAGUUCUUGGAGAUGGAAGCUAACUUGAAUAAUUGUGAUGCAGACUUUGAUGAAGAUUUUUCGUUCUUACAACCUUUGGAUCUUAUCACAAAAGACGUGCAUGAACUUAAGAAAAUGGUAAAUGAAAGAAGGAGAAAACGACAAAGGGGUAAAACUAAGGAAUCUGAAAAAGAGCAUGAUGGUGAUCGCGGACUGACAAGAGAAAAGGAAAGACAGGAAAGGGAGAAAGAACGUGAAAAGGAUAAAGAGAAUUUAGAAAAUCAUAAAGAGCAAGAACUGCAAAAUGAAAAUCAGAUCAGUAGAGAAAUGGUCUCAGAUCAAGAAGAUAAAAUUAAUGGUACUAAAAAAGAAGAUGCUAAAAAGAAAGACAGGGUUAAUGGUACUAAAAAAGAUGAUGGUAAAAAAGAAGGUAAGGUUAAUGGUGCUAAAAAAGAAGAUAAGGUUAAUGUAAAGCUUGAGGAGGAUGGAGCAUUUGGAGGACCAGAGCCCAUGGACAUAUGUACAACAUCAGCAUUUCAGCCGUGUGAAUUUCUUAAGUCUGAUGUGACAAUUUUGGAAGGGCAUAAGUCAGAAGUCUGUGCUUGUGCGUGGAGUCCUACAGGAUCCUUUCUUGCAUCAGGGUCUGGGGAUUCAACAGCUCGUAUUUGGACAAUAGCUGAAGGGACGCGUAAAUUAGAUUCCAAGAACGACCCUUCGAGUGUGUUGGUGUUGCAACACAUCAGGGGUACAACCACUGAAAAGAAUAAAGAUGUCACUACACUUGAUUGGAAUGGGGAGGGGACACUACUUGCAACCGGUUCUUAUGAUGGUCAAGCACGAAUUUGGACCACUAAUGGUGAACUAAAGAGUACAUUAUGCAAACACAAGGGACCCAUAUUUUCUCUGAAGUGGAAUAAGAAAGGAGAUUAUAUUCUUACUGGAGGUUUCGAUGGGUCUGCAAUUGUAUGGGAUGUUCAAGCUGAGAAAUGGAAACAACAAUUUGAUUUUCACAGAGGUAAAUUUUUUACUAUAAUAUUCUUUUAUUUUUUUUACAAAAACUCUAAAAUAGAAUUCUUUGUGAGAAAACCAUGUUUAGGUUCAACACUCGACGUUGAUUGGCGCAAUAAUGUGUCAUUUGCAUCAAGCUCCAAUGACACCAUGAUACAUGUUUGCAAGAUUGGCGAAAACCACCCAGUAAAAACUUUUGCCGGGCACCAGGGUGAAGUUAAUUGUAUCAAAUGGGAUCCCACAGGUUCAAUACUGGCCUCGUGUUCAGACGAUAACACUGCAAAGAUAUGGAGUAUGAAGCAAGAUAAGUAUAUUCAUGAUUUUAGGGAGCAUUCCAAGGAGAUCUAUGCUAUCAGAUGGAGCCCAACUGGUCCUGGUACAAAUAACCCUAAUAAGAAAUUGGUGUUGGCUAGUGCAUCAUGUGACUCUACCGUAAAGCUAUGGGAUGCAGAACUCGGGAAACUAAUUCAUAGCUUGAAUGGACACAGGGAUCGUGUAUAUACUAUUUCAUUCAGCCCCAAUGGUGAGUAUUUAGCCAGUGGGUCCCCUGACAAAUCCAUAAAUAUAUGGUCCUUGAAUGAUGGCAAGAUCAUUAAAACAUACAAAGGCAAUGGAGGUAUUUUUGAGGUCUGUUGGAACAAGGAGGGUGACAAGAUCGCUGCCUGUUUUUCUAAUAAUACAGUUUGCAUUUUGGAUUUCAGAAUGUAAGAUCCUGAGAAGAGCCACCUUACUUUGGCUAGUUGCUCAAAUUAAUUACUUUUACUGUCCAUGAUAUUGAUAGAACUGUAUUUUGGUUCGGUAGUGCCCCAGGGGCCGGCACUAGUUAGCAUUUUCCUUUAAGUUUUAACCAUUGUUGUAACUCUGUCGUAAGUUUAUGGCAUAAUCAUUAGCAAGUAGUAGGGAGUGUAUUCUUUUAACUUCAAACUGUAAUUAUUGCACAGCCGUCUGUAUAAUCGUCAUCAUAUUGCAUUCUCGGUCUGCUGCCAGAUAGCUCCAAGGUAUGUUCUCGUUGGGUAACUAUCUGGUAGGUAUCUGCAGUCUUUUGUGGGAGAGCAUUACUGGGCUAGCUUAACACAAGGCAUUAGUAGCCUAUUUUAUUUUUA
Messenger RNA from Medicago truncatula (barrel medic), 2503 nucleotides. Its product is annotated as WD40 repeat-containing protein HOS15. The record is from RefSeq and is a predicted model, not a curated record. Gene Ontology annotation, biological process: regulation of transcription by RNA polymerase II. The transcript is spliced from 14 exons. NCBI's taxonomy places the organism in Eukaryota, Viridiplantae, Streptophyta, Magnoliopsida, Fabales, Fabaceae. Gene Ontology annotation, cellular component: histone deacetylase complex. The coding region runs from base 240 to 2108 and encodes 622 amino acids. Gene Ontology annotation, molecular function: transcription corepressor activity; protein binding.